Pseudo-nitzschia multistriata is the source of this 3121-nucleotide messenger RNA. The record is from the annotation of a GenBank genome assembly. NCBI's taxonomy places the organism in Eukaryota, Bacillariophyta, Bacillariophyceae, Bacillariales, Bacillariaceae.
GCGACAGAGCGAUCCAAGCAUCAAUCAAACCACAAUCGAUCGAUCGGUUGAUCGGUUGAUCGGUCGAUGUUUCGAAGGAACGGCAGCAUUGAAAACUUCCGCGCCGAAACGAAAACUUGCAAAAUAGAGCUCGGCAUCAAAAACGAUGAGAUUUGAUCUGGACGGCCUCGACGUCUUCUUUCCCUACGACAGGAUCUACCUGGAACAGUUCCAAUACAUGCGGUCCCUCAAGCAGUCUCUGGAUGCCGGUGGCCACUGCCUCCUGGAGAUGCCGACGGGAACCGGAAAAACCGUCUGCCUCCUCUCCCUCAUCACCUCCUACCAGUACGCCAAUCCGUCGGUGGGAAAAUUGGUCUAUUGCACACGAACCGUUCCGGAGAUGAACCACGUCGUGGAAGAAUUGGGGACCGUCCUCUUGUACCGAGCGGAGCAGCUGGAACUCGCAUCGAUGGAGCGAGCGGGCCAGCAAGAAGGCAACAAGAGCCACGCGGACGCAGAAACAGAAACAGACAGCACGGGAGACACGGGAGAGCGCAGCCCGAGCAAUCCGCCGUCGCCACCCAAAAAGAAGCGGCCGCGGACGAUCCGGGGGGUUCCAAAGCAACGGGGGCGAGCGGUGUCCAUGGGACCGAUCCGCACACCAAAGGGGGCGGGGGGCAGCGGGGAGCUGGCCCUGUGCCUGUCGAGCCGGAGAAACAUGUGCGUCAACGAACGGGUCAUGGCCGAGAGCGAUCGCGAGGCGGUGGACGCCGCCUGCCGGAGCAUGACCGCCUCCUGGGUCGUCGAGCACGCCAAGACCCACCCGGGGUCGAGCAUCGAGACCUGCAGCUUUUUCGACAGCUUCCAGGAGGCCGGGGAAUCCACCAACAUGCCGAGCGGGGUGUACGAUCUGGAGGAACUGAAAAAAUGGGGACAGGCCCGGGGCUGGUGCCCGUACUAUCUCGCUCGGCAGGCAAUCAACCACGCCAAUGUUCUGGUCUUCAACUACCAGUACAUGCUCGACCCGAAGGUCGCAAAGAUGGUGUCGAAGGAGCUCGAAGCGGAAAGCAUCGUGGUCUUUGACGAAGCCCACAACAUCGAUUCGGUAUGCAUCGAAGCCCUCAGCGUAAAGAUCAACGAUCGCGGCCUCGAGCAAGCCACGCGGUCCCUCGGUCGGUUGUCCUCGGAGGUGACGAAAAUCAAGGCUUCGGACAAUCAGCGGCUGAACCAGGAAUACCAAAACCUCAUCAACGGGCUCAUCGACCAGGGCCUGCUGGACGCACCGGCCAACGACACGGGGCUUGCCAGCAACGUUCUGGCCCCAGACGUCUUGAACGAGAGCGUCCCCGGGAACAUCCGCCGUGCCGAACACUUUAUUCGGUUCAUGAAAAAGGUUGUCGAGCACCUGAAAAACCGCCUCAAGUCCAUCACGGGCCCAAACGGCGGCGUGACGAGCGAAACCCCCCUGGCCUUUCUGCACCGGAUGACGAACGGGACGUCCCUCGAGGCAAAGCCCCUUCGGUUUGCCUAUUCGAGGCUCAACUCGCUCCUCCGGACCCUCCAGGUUUCCAACAUGGACGAAUUCAACUCGCUGGGGGACGUUGCGGAUUUUUCGACGCUGCUGGCCACGUACUCGGAAGGGGUGGCAAAGUUUGCGAUCAUCAUGGAGCCCAACGGAUCCAACAUUCCCGGGGCUUCCGAUCCCUGCAUCCAGCUCUCGUGCCUGGACUCGUCGCUCGCAAUCGCUCCGGUCUUCAAACGAUUCAGUAGCGUCAUCAUCACGUCGGGGAGUAAGUGAUAAACGAACGAAAGAAGAGCAUCAGCAGCAAUGAUUCUGCAAGUGCUUGUCACGGAUGCGUUGUUGUUAUGAUGUGGCUGUUGGCACUACUAUAAACAACGUGUGUGUCUCAUUCGACUCAACGCAUUUUGCAUUUUUCUAGCUUUGUCACCUAUUGAUUUGUAUCCAAAGUUGCUGCAAUUCGAGCCCUGCAUAUCGGAGUCGUUGAACAUGUCUACAUUCCGCCCGUGCAUCCGUCCACUCGUGAUCACUCGAGGCUCGGACCAGUUGGCUGUCUCUACCAGAUACGAAGACAGGAACGAUGCUAGUGUCGUGAGGAAUUAUGGUGCAAUGCUGGUGGAUUUGUGCAGCGUGAUUCCCGAUGGAGUGGUCGCAUUCUUUACGUCUUACUCGUACAUGGAGCAGCUUGUGUCCGAAUGGGAUGCCACGGGUGUGCUCAAGGACUUGACACGGACAAAACUAGUUUUUAUAGAAACCAAGGACGUGGUCGAGACUACAUUGGCAUUAGAUAAUUUCAGGAGAGCAUGCGACUCGGGUCGCGGGGCAGUAUUUCUGUCCGUUGCGAGGGGAAAGGUGUGUGCUCAUUCUGUCUCGCAGUUCGGACAGUGCAAGUUGGUUGCAAACAACCUAGAGCAUGAGGAUUUUUUACAUUUACUAAUCCCUCCUUUUUCUGUUUUUAGGUUUCCGAGGGUAUCAAUUUUGAUAGGCAUUAUGGUCGUGCGGUAGUUAUGUUUGGGGUGCCAUUCCAAUAUACCCUGUCUCAUGUUUUGAGAGCCCGCCUCGAGUUUCUACAGACCCAUUACCAGAUUCGAGAAGCCGAUUUUUUGAAUUUCGAUGCCCUCCGCCAAACAUCCCAGUGUGUAGGUCGGGUCAUCCGAAGCAAGACCGACUAUGGACUCAUGAUCCUUGCCGAUAGUCGUUACAACCGCCACGACAAACGAUCGAAGCUACCCAAGUGGAUACUUCAGUUCCUUCACGAACACUGUCUAAAUCUUAGCACUGAUCAGGGAAUCCAACAAGUGCAACAAUUUUUAAGACUGAUGGGACAACCAAUCGAUCAAAAAGGUAAGUAGUGUACGAUUGUUCCCUAUUUUGGGGCAUUCGAUUUUUCGUUCUGACUUUCACUUAAUCUUUUCCGAUUUUGCUCGUUUCCCAAAAAGCCUUGCAAAGUGUCUUGUUAACAGUCGAAGAGGCAAAGAUGAUGAAUCCCCAGAUGCCUACAACAACUUCYAGUAGUCAUGGUGGAAACGGGAGUAUGAUGUUCGAACCUAGAAGAUAGAUCCAUGUUGUUCUCAAACACAAUGGAUGUUGUGUCCAAAAAAGGAAUAAAGCAUGGAAAACACG